Molecule: messenger RNA, 984 nt
Organism: Fusarium sp. VM40
Lineage: Eukaryota; Fungi; Ascomycota; Sordariomycetes; Hypocreales; Nectriaceae
Source: the annotation of a GenBank genome assembly
AUGGACACUCCAGGCACUCCUCGUUAUGCAAUGGGUACAAAGUCUUCUGAACGCCGAACAAGUCCCAUCCGCAAGUCACAACCCGAACGUCCAGGAACUCCGAACCGUAACAGGCCUAGAACACCCACCCUUGGCUUCCGUCCUACUACGCCAACUCUAGGCCGCAGAGGCUCCAAUGCUUCGUUCCGUCGAGGAUCAGAUGCCGCCCCCAUGAGACCCGUUACUCCCGCAGCGACCUCCCAUCCGGAAGGGGACCCCGUAAAAGGCGGCUCUGUUAUACCGGAAACACCUGGAAGUCCGGAGACGCCAGCCCAGAUCUUGGCUGCUAUCCCUGAGAGUCCUCUAGUCAUGCCGUCACCUCGCUCACGACAAGUUUCUCGCGUUGGUGUCACUCCUCGCUCUCGUCAAGUUUCAAAGACCGAUGUUCCAGCUCCUCGUUCGCGACAGGUCUCGCAGACUCUUGAGGCUCCUAAGAUUGAACGAAUUCCAGAUAUUGUCCAAGCCCCCAAGACCAAAGCCACUCCCUCUCUCGCCAAAAUUCCUCUCAUCCGAGCAUCUCCAUCAGUGGUUCGUGCACCCAAAGUACGAUCUAUACUUUCAACCGCAAAUGCUCCCAAGAUUCGAUCGAUCCCAAGCCUAGCUAUCAUUCCCUCUGUCGCAAAGAGUCCUCGAGUUGCGAAUGUCCCUAAAAUUGCACCUGUUCCUACAACUGGACCUGUUCCUGUCACAACUCCUGCCCCAGGAGUUGCUCGCCAACCUCUUCUCGCUCCUAUUCCCUCGGAGGCUCCCUUCCCAAUCAUUGCUCUGGCCCCUAUCAUAGCUAGAGUGUUGGUUUUUGUUCUUAUGCCAUUUGUUGCGGAUGCCCCCAAGACUGCUCGACUACCUUCAACCAACUACGCUCCCCGAUCUAUGGUCGUUUCAAAAGCAUCAAAACCCUCUAGGGCCCUGCCCCAAACUACACGAAUUUCACUUAUCCAAGCAUAG